This is a messenger RNA of Entamoeba invadens IP1, 693 nucleotides long. Its product is annotated as GTP-binding protein ryH1, putative. The record is from RefSeq and is a predicted model, not a curated record. The transcript has 5 exons. Gene Ontology annotation, molecular function: GTPase activity; GTP binding. Lineage: Eukaryota; Evosea; Mastigamoebida; Endamoebidae. Bases 1 to 693 code for a protein of 230 amino acids.
AUGAAUCCGGUUUUUGCAAACUGUCCAGAGUAUAAAAUUCUCUUUGUUGGGCAAUAUAACACAGGAAAAGUCCAACUUAUUCAAGCUUUCCGAACCCCUCAACCAUUUGAUGAUGUUAUAACAAAAAUUGGAGUUGAUUUUGCGGUUUCUUCAUUGCUUGUUGAAAGGACAAUUGUCAGAGUUCAGUUAUGGGAUGUUGAAGUGGGCGACAGAUUUAAAAACCUCACUCAAACCUUCUAUAGAGGAAGUGAUGCUGUUUUAUAUUUCUAUUCAGCAAUAAACCAUCAAACCUUUGAUGAAAUGAAACGCGAAAUCGUUAGAAAUUUCAAAAUGGUAAGCAAGCCAGAACCUCGUUAUGUUUUAGUAGAAACAAAUAGUGAUAAUGACUUAUUGAGAGACGUCAACGAAGAGGAAAUUAUAGAAGUCGAGAAUUUGCUUGGUAUUGAAGAUCACAUUAAAAUAAAUAAAAUCACACACUCAAAAGCGGUUGAUUUAGUCAUGCAAAUAGUGUCGAUUAUGAUGAGUAACGCCGAACAAGAAAAUACAACAAAAACACAGCAAAAAAUUGUUAAAACGCACGAGCAACCCAAAAAGAAUGAAAAAGGAGGUUGUUUAUGUAAUAAUUUUAUACCUCUUUUUGUUAUUUUUGACCAACUGUAUCAUGGUUUACUAUUUUAUUGUCGGUAUUUAUAG